AUGAAAAAAGACGAGCAAGGCAAACUAUCAGCCAUGCAGCAUUUAAUAGCUUCUGCUGAAGGAGGCGCACUGACAGCUAUUAUGACAAAUCCGUUCUGGGUGGUCAAAACACGCAUGUGCACAACGACACACCACACUCCGGAUGCAUACACCGGUUUGUUAAACGGAUUAAAUCGACUCGCACGGGAAGAAGGUAUUCGAGGCCUGUAUCGAGGCAUGGUACCGGCAUUAUUUGGCGUUUCUCAUGGGGCCAUCCAAUUCAUGGCAUAUGAAGAAAUGAAAAUGUGGCGAAACGACAGACUGAAAACCCGUAACGAAUCUCCUGAAGAUGAACACAACGCCAAGUUGAGCAAUACCGAGUAUUUGAUGAUGGCUGCAUCAUCCAAGGUUUUAGCCACAGUGACUACCUACCCAUACCAAGUGCUGCGAAGUCGAUUGCAGGAUCGAACGACACGGGAUACAUAUACUGGUGUUGUGGAUUGUAUGAAGAAGAUCACUGCUGCAGAAGGAUACGUUGGAUUCUAUAAGGGCUUGGCACCGAACAUUAUUCGUGUGUUACCCGGCACCUGCAUUACGUUCCUGGUGUAUGAAAACUUGACACAAUACUUCAAGGAUCAUGCUACCUAA
Molecule: messenger RNA, 627 nt
Organism: Zychaea mexicana
Lineage: Eukaryota; Fungi; Mucoromycota; Mucoromycetes; Mucorales; Lichtheimiaceae
Product: mitochondrial carrier domain-containing protein
Exons: 2
Coding region: 1-627 (208 amino acids)
Biological process (GO): folate import into mitochondrion; nucleotide transport
Cellular component (GO): mitochondrion
Molecular function (GO): folic acid transmembrane transporter activity; FAD transmembrane transporter activity
Source: RefSeq, a predicted model, not a curated record